GGCGCCCCCCGCCCGCGUGCCGGUCAUGGAGGUGCUGCGGCGCUCCUCGGUCUUCGCCGCCGAGAUCAUGGACGCCUUUGACCGCUCGCCCACCGACAAGGAGCUGGUGGCCCAGGCCAAGGCGCUAGGCCGGGAGUACGUGCACGCGCGGCUUCUGCGCGCCGGCCUCGCCUGGAGCGCGCCGGAGCGUGCGGCGCCGGCCCCCCGCGGCCGCCUGGCCGAGGUGUGCGCCGUGCUGCUGCGCCUGGGGGAUGAGCUGGAGCAGAUCCGGCCCGGUGUGUACCGCAAUGUGGCCGGCCAGCUGCACCUGUCCAUGCAGUCGGAGCCCGUGGUGACAGAUGCAUUCCUGGCUGUGGCAGGCCACAUCUUCUCUGCAGGCAUCACGUGGGGCAAAGUGGUAUCCCUGUACGCAGUGGCUGCAGGACUGGCUGUGGACUGUGUGCGGCAGGCCCAGCCCGCCAUGGUCCACGCCCUGGUGGACUGCCUGGGGGAGUUUGUGCGCAAGACCCUGGCAGCCUGGCUGAGGCGGCGUGGUGGAUGGACUGAUGUCCUCAGGUGCGUGGUCAGCACGGACCCUGGCCUCCGGGCACACUGGCUGGUGGCUGCGCUCUGCAGUUUCGGCCGCUUCCUGAAGGCUGCCUUUUUCAUGCUGUUGCCGGAGAGAUGAGCUGCCCAUCUGGACAGGAGCUGUGGCGUGGCCCCUGGAUCCAGCCCUGGAGGCCAGCAACACCUGGGAGCCUUCUCUCCUC
This is a messenger RNA of Marmota flaviventris (yellow-bellied marmot), 749 nucleotides long. It is a transcript of the gene Bok, whose product is annotated as BCL2 family apoptosis regulator BOK. Lineage: Eukaryota; Metazoa; Chordata; Mammalia; Rodentia; Sciuridae. The record is from RefSeq and is a predicted model, not a curated record. Gene Ontology annotation, cellular component: mitochondrial outer membrane. Gene Ontology annotation, molecular function: BH domain binding. Gene Ontology annotation, biological process: extrinsic apoptotic signaling pathway in absence of ligand; regulation of apoptotic process; release of cytochrome c from mitochondria.